CCUCUCAAAGUGCUUUGCGAAAAAGGAGAAUGGGGGCGGAGGAAGGGGACGACGACGCGAGGAGGGAGGCCGCCUUGGCCGCCACCCGCCUCCUCGACCCCAACUUCAAACCUUCCAAACUCACCCAAUCCCAGCUCGACAAGUUCAAGGAAUUGCACAGAAAACGGUUACAGAUAAAAGAAAAAGGCAAGAGAAAAGAAAAACCUAAGGAUAAAGGAAAACCUAAUGGGACUGCAAAAACGAGUAUGAGAGUAAGAAAUAAUCUUGACAUUAAAGAUACAGCAGAUGUUUCUACAGCCAGUGCUAUGAAAGAUUCCGAGUACUCCAACUCGAAGGAAGAGGCUGGUUCGGACGAAGCAACACUUACGCCAUCAAAGAGGAAAAGGAAAUUACAUUGGGGGCUUGAUGCGAAGGAAAGAUGGGAAAGGAAAUCAAACAUGUAGAUUGCGAACGACAAACUUGGAGCCGUCCAGUUGUCGGUUUGCUUCAAACUAUCAGAGCUGUUUCACAAUGAGAAGAGAUCUUUCGAGGUCUAUCGUUUCGAUAUCUGCGAUCAGGCGUCGCCUUAUUCAGAAGGUAUUUAUCACUUGUUAGGAUUGUGAAGCGUAAUGAAAAAGAGCGGCGCCAUUUGUACAUCCUGGAGAGAAAAAUGAACUGCCAAAAUUGAUGUAUGACAAAUUAAAAGAAGAUGUCUGUUUUUUUUUU
Ananas comosus (pineapple) is the source of this 705-nucleotide messenger RNA. Its product is annotated as protein FAM204A. Lineage: Eukaryota; Viridiplantae; Streptophyta; Magnoliopsida; Poales; Bromeliaceae. The record is from RefSeq and is a predicted model, not a curated record. The transcript has 5 exons. Bases 30 to 443 code for a protein of 137 amino acids.